Messenger RNA from Colletotrichum truncatum, 4662 nucleotides. RefSeq names its product nuclear pore complex subunit. Gene Ontology annotation, biological process: RNA export from nucleus; protein import into nucleus. NCBI's taxonomy places the organism in Eukaryota, Fungi, Ascomycota, Sordariomycetes, Glomerellales, Glomerellaceae. Gene Ontology annotation, molecular function: protein binding; structural constituent of nuclear pore. The record is from RefSeq and is a predicted model, not a curated record. Gene Ontology annotation, cellular component: nuclear pore.
AUGGCUUUUGGCUUCUCAAACCAAGGAAACGCCAUGCUCGGUAGCACGGCUGGAGGCGGAGGACUCAAUCAAGGCCCCGAGCUGGAGGUGAUCCAGACCGAGGCACUUGGUUUCAAAUCGAUUGCCGGAGACGCAAAGCUCCGGCUAACAUCCGCGUGGUCCCCUGCCCCCGCCGACACGGCCUCCCUCCUCAGUAUCGCCCCCCGCCGAGGCCUCGUCGCCGCCGCCGGUCCGGACGGCAUCACGAUUGCCUCAACCGAGUCUGUACGCAAGGGUUUUGAAGCUGAGACUAAGGAGAGCGACGCCUCCGAUGUCCGCGCCUUCCAACCCCAGGCCAAGCUGCCCAUGUCCAUGAGAGUGGCACAGCUGGCCUUCAGCACCGAUGAGAAUUACCUUAUCCUUUCUGCCGAAAGUGGCGGCGGUCUUGCCGUCUACGAAACUCAGAGCCUGCUAAAUGGUGGUACACAGGCAGCAUUCGAGCUUGCGACAAACGGCGAGACACUCAGGUCGCUUGUUCCAAAUCCCACAGUUGAGAAGGCUGAGCUGGUUGCCAUUGUAACGAAUAACGGGAACUUGCACAUUGCAAGCUUAAAGGAUAGGCAGCUAAGCAACCCCUUGAAGACACAGGUCAGCUGUCUGAGCUGGAGUACCAAAGGAAAGCAAUUGGUCGCGGGCUUGGCGGAUGGUACUAUUUGCCAGAUGACCCCAGAGGGCGAAGAGAAGGGACAAAUUCCCUGCCCGCCCAGCGUGAACGACGCUCACGUGUCUUCUCUCAGUUGGUUGGAAAACCAUCUAUUCCUUGCCAUCCACACAUCAACAUCCGAGUCUCCUCCCGCCUCAGUUUACCACAUAAUUACUAGGAAGUUGCCGGCAGACUUCACAUAUCAGAAGCUUACCGAUCCAGUUGACCCCUUUGGCGCAGAGAAGACGCCUCAUCAUUCAAUAUUAAGACUGAAAGAUUUCCCUCCUAGCCUACAGGAUCUUCUCAUUGUCGCAUCGACGGCAUCCCCUGAUAUUGGCCUUCUCAGCAGGUCCAAAACCCCCCUCACCCCUGACCGACCAGCAGACGCUAUUACAAAUGUUUUCACCACCACAGAACUGGCCGACGACUCUAAACGUGCUUCUAUUCCUUUGACCGAGGACUUCGGGAACACAUUCCCAAUUGGAGUUGCUCUCGACCUGUCCAGCAAGGAGAAGGUUUACAAGCCUCUGCCCGCUGACGAAGAGAUUGAAGACUCGCCUGGCCCUCUGCCAGGUUUCUGGGUUCUUAACCAUGAGGGUAUCCUCUGCUCCUGGUGGAUUGUGUACGAAGAGUCCAUUAGGCAAGGCACAACAUACCCGGGCAUGGCAAUGUUAGACACAUCAGCUCCUGCGUCUACACUCGGCCCCACGCCAUCACCAGCAGUACCAGCCCCGGCUGCUGCUGCUCCUUCGCCCUUCGGUGGUCCCUCGAAACCCUCACCGUUCGGCUCGAAUCAAAGCGCGACACCUGCCUUCGGUGCCCCAUCUGCUUUGGGCGGGGCGCAAAACAAAGCCAACCCUUUCAGCUCUGGCUCAUCAACGACCCCUGCAUUUGGCGGCGCGUCUGUUCUCGGUUCGAAGGCUUCACCAUGGGGCAGCUCAAAUACAGAAAGCUCUACAGCCGCCACAACAUCCACUGGGUCGACUUUUGGAAGCAAUGUGUUCGGUAGCAGCGCGGCCAGCCCUUCAACGUUCGGGCAGCCUUCGGCCUCCAAAUCGGCCUUCGGAAGCGGCAGUGCCUUUGGUAGCACUAGCACCCCAACCUCUUCCUCAGGCCCAGCUUUUGGCCAACCUUCAUCUAUUGGUUUUGGCCAAAACUCAUCGCUCGGUCAAAGCAAAUCUCCUUGGGCAACCGCUGCUGGUUCCGCAUCAAAUGCUACGGGCUCAGCCUUUGGCCAAUCCAGCUUCGGCUCUGCUAGUAAAGGUGUCUUUGGGAGUGGGUCAACGCCGACCUCCGGGGCAGCCCCUUCGUCCGGAGGGGGGUUUGCUAGUUUUGCCAGUUCUGGUGGUUUUGCUUCGCUUGGUAACAAGAAUAGUAAUGAAGGCGGCAGUGUAUUUGGAGGUAAAACAUCCGCAAGCCCUUUCGGCUCAGGCGCUUCUCCGUUCUCAACAUCCAAGGACACUGCAUUCCCGCCGCCUAGCCAAAAACCUAACAAUAGUGGCGGGGUCAACCCGUUCUCCACGCCCUUCAAGCUGGAAAGCAGUUUCAAGCCCGACCCUUCUGCAAAGGAGAAUGAUGAGAAGCCUGCUGGCAGUGGCGAGUCGUCACUCUUUGGCAGCAACUUUGGUUCGGCGCUUGGAGACACAGCAAAGCAGACGACGCCUACUAAGGAGCAGGGCAUGGACACGACCGAAGAGACACCAAAGCCCAAAUCACCUUUCUCUCUGGGAGGAUUGGCCUCUACGACGCCAAAAGAGACCCCAGCACCAAGCAGAGGACUGUUUGGCUACGGGACUGCGCCCCAAGGCGGCAAAAGUCUAUUUUCUAAGCCCUCGCCAAAGACAUCGAGCUUCAAACUGGAGCCUCAGUCUCAGACUAAGACUGAGAGCGACGCUCCCCUACCCCCUGAUCCAACUAGCAAGGCGGAAUUCACACUCGGAGACACGUCCUCUUCCUCAGGCGGUGGAAGUAAGACUUCACCGAAGCCGGAGAGCGCCCCGUUGCCUCCUGACUUCCUUUCAACGCCGAAGGUUGCCCAAAUGAAGGCUGCGGUAGCCGCGCCGCUUCCGCCCGACUUUCUCAAGCCUUCGAAAGCUAAGGAGAGCACCACUCCGAUCGAUGAAGCACCUCUGCCUCCCGACUUCAUUACACCCAAGCCCAGCAAACCAGUGGAGUCUACCACGCCUCCUACAGCGCUCCCCUUGCCUUCUGAUAUCCCAAAGUCGCCAACCGAAAGUGAGAAGCCCAAGCAAACAGCGCCAGCUACUGCUCCAGACUUCCUAAAGAUGCCCAAGCAGUCGCUGUCGAAGGCAACUUGGUCGUCUACUCCCGUUAGUGAGGCACCUCCAAAGGAGUCGGAUGAUGCCCCCUUGCCACCUGAUUUCCUUGCCAAGCCCAAGACAAAUGAUCUCCCUAACAUCCCAACCGUCCCUGAUAGCGAGCACGACAGCGAUCUGGAGGAAGACGAGGAAGUGGACGGCGAGUCUGAGGGCAGCGGAGUUGAUGUCGCUAAGGAUCUGAGCCCAUCCAUUGCAGCCAUGACUCCUACGGCUGGCUUGACCCCUCAGAGCUCCUUCGGCGCCGUCAGUAGUAGCACUUAUUCCAUUCCGCGCACCGAGGAGGACAGACCGCGACACUCGCUGUUUGGGGAUCUAAGCCGCAAUGCACCUGUGUUCCCACGACCAUCACAAACAAGCCCACGCUCUCCCAGUCCAGUCCGGAACGCUGUGCCAGGACGGCUGCGUCAUGAGUCAAACCGUUCGGUUAGCGCCCCUGGCAUGGCCUCUCAGAUUUUAAACGCGCAGAAGAAGCAGUCUUCCCAGAUGGGCAUGUCGAUCGUCAGCUCCAAGCCUGCCGAGGACCCUUUUUUGGCACAACAGAGGCUUGCGCGCCAAAAGAAACAUGUCGAGGAGACAAGAACUCUGGAGGAUCAGGAAGACGAUGAAAUUCAAAAGAUACUUGCUUCCAAGAUUGAGCCUACACUCAAGUUAGAUGACUUCAUUGCGCACUCGAAUGUAGUGCCUUCGGCGAAGGAGACUAUACCCGCUCAAGUGGAAGCCGUCUACCGCGACAUCAACUCCAUGAUCGACACUUUGGGUCUGAAUGCCCGCUCGCUGGCCAGCUUUAUCAUUGGGCAUGAUGUUGGUUUCAAGGAUGGCGGCCGACGCAAGGAGGAUCUAGAGAUUCCUGAUACCUGGGUUCUGUCCGAAAUUGACGAGCUCGGAGAGGUCAUCGACAGAUACCUUGCCCGAGAUCUCGAAGAGGGCCGUGUUCAGGAUGUGGAAGAAAAGUUGGAAGCCUGCAACGAGCUUGCCCGCGAGAUGUCUCGCCUCAGGUCGAAACAAGAUGAUCUGAAGAAGAUUAUCAUGGUCAAACUUGACCCUGAUCAGGCCGACAUCAGCCGCUCCUUGCCUCUGAGUACCGAGCAAGCCGCCCAGCAGAAUGAGCUUCGCCGCGAGUAUGCUAAUUUUUCCAAGCUUCUUGCUGAGGCGGAGGAAUCUUUGACUCUUCUCAAGACGAAGAUCGCAGCCGCUAGCAGUGCAUCUGGCAAGGGAAACUCGAAUAUGCCCACCGUUGAGGCUGUUAUGCGAACCAUCAAUAAGAUGACAAGCAUGGUUGAGAAGCGUUCCGGUGACAUUGACGUGCUUGAAAACCAGAUGCGCAAGCUUCGCUUCUCUUCCGUCAACAGUCGUGAGGGUUCGCCUAUGGUCACCCCUCAGAAGAACAACCGGUCGCUUAUGUUCUCGCCUGAACGUAUGGCCUUGGCUUCGCCUGGUACUCUUCGUAACUCCCUUGUGUCAUCUGUCGCUUCUUAUGGUGCGCGUGGCACGCCUCCUCGCAAGAAGCUUUCUGGCUUUAGCAAGGAGGAGAAGUCGGAGUUAAUGACGAAGCGAGCCAAGAGACAGGCCGUAUUGAACAAGCUCAAGACAAAUGUCGAAAGGGCUGGCGUCAGUGUGUGGGCUAUGGAGGAUAUCGAAUAA